This is a messenger RNA of Myripristis murdjan (pinecone soldierfish), 1068 nucleotides long. RefSeq names its product NACHT, LRR and PYD domains-containing protein 9-like. Gene Ontology annotation, molecular function: protein binding. The transcript is spliced from 5 exons. The coding region runs from base 1 to 1068 and encodes 355 amino acids. The record is from RefSeq and is a predicted model, not a curated record. Lineage: Eukaryota; Metazoa; Chordata; Actinopteri; Holocentriformes; Holocentridae.
AUGAAGAGCGACUGGUCUGUGGAUCAACCUGUACAACUUCAAGAUGCUUCUGAGAAAACGCUGAGUGGCUGUAAUCUGUCAGAGAGAAGCUGUGCAGCUCUGGCCUCAGUUCUCAGCUCCCAGUCCUCUAGUUUGAGAGAGCUGGAUCUGAGUGACAACCAGCUGCAGGAUUCAGGAGUGAAGCUGCUCUCUGCUGGACUGGAGAGUCCACACUGCAGACUGGAGACUCUCAGGCUGUCAGGCUGUCUGCUCACACAGGAAGGCUGUGCUUCUCUGGCCUCAGCUCUGAGCUCCAACCCCUCCCAUCUGAGAGAGCUGGACCUGAGCUACAAUCAUCCAGGAGACUCAGGAGUGAAGCUGAAUAAUCUGGCCAAGAGGCAUCAUGUAGAUAGAGAGCAGAAGGGGGCCAAGAACGGAGCCUUGAGGGACACCACAACUCACCUGAGCUGUCGAGGUAGAAGAGUUAACCAGAGUGACAAGGUUCUGUUGGAGAGGUUUGAUACAAAUGUGCUGUUGUGUUGUGUCUUGUUCUCUCCAUCAGAUUCCUGUGAUCUCAGACUGGACAUAAACACAACUCACAGAAACCUCGUCCCGUCUGAGGACAACAGGAAGGCGACAUGGAUUAAAGAGGAGCAGCCAUAUCCUGAUCACCCAGAGAGGUUUAACUCCUGGUAUCAGAUCCUGUGUAGUGAUGGUCUGACUGGUCGCUGCUACUGGGAGGUGGAGUGGGAAGGAUGGGCUUAUAUAUCAGUGACUUACAGAGGAAUCAGAAGGAGAGGAAAGAGUGCUGACUGUGUUCUUGGAUAUAAUGAAAACUCCUGGAGUCUGGACUGCUCUGAUGGAAGUUUCACUGCCUGGCACAACAACAUCAGAACAGCCAUCGCUGCGCCCCCCCCCUCUAACAGAGUGGCAGUGUAUCUGGACUGGCCUGCUGGCUCUCUGUCCUUCUACAGCGUCUCCUCUGACACACUGAUCCACCUCCACACCUUCAACAGCACCUUCACUGAGCCUCUGUACCCGGGGUUCAGGUUUGGGCCCGACUCCUCAGUGUCUCUGUGUGACAUUUGA